This is a messenger RNA of Sclerotinia sclerotiorum 1980 UF-70, 279 nucleotides long. RefSeq lists its product with no specific name. Lineage: Eukaryota; Fungi; Ascomycota; Leotiomycetes; Helotiales; Sclerotiniaceae. The record is from RefSeq and is a predicted model, not a curated record. The transcript is spliced from 2 exons. Bases 1 to 279 code for a protein of 92 amino acids.
AUGUUGGUUUUGGACUUUAUCAUUUUCGCUAUAGACUCUCUUCCUCACCACUCACUCACCACAAUCCUAUGCUCUUUGAAAGAAGACCCUCUACCCAAUCUUGAGCCACCAAAAUGGCUCUCAAACCACCCAGUAAUUACUGAAACCUACCGUCUCCGACCCAGCACCAUUGAUCAUCCCACUCUGACUCUGCUCCCCCCCCCCAAAGAAAUCUCAAAACGCUCGGCAUAUCCAUCCUCCCACACAACAACGAGAACCGAGCCCGUAACCCGUCAAUAA